CCAUCCGCGCCACCUCCGCUUGGACCGCUUUUAUAUAAGAAAGCCACAGCACCGGUCUAGCUCGUAUCACUUUGCAUCUCUUCACAUCUCUGAUCUCUAUCUUUUCCACCGUAAAAUCCUCUAAUACACGAAUAAUACCAGUAAUGGAUGGGGAGAUGGACUGGAUCGCGGCGCGGUUCCUGCUGUCCACCAUACUCGGGGUGCACCCGCUGGUGGUCCUGGAUGACGGCGGCCGCGACGAAGAGCACUUCCCCGUGGACGACCACGGCCAGCGCGUGAUGGUGCCGGCGGCGAUGGUGGCGCCAGAGGGGCUGGCCGGCGUGUCGGUGUGCGCGGUGUGCACGGAGGAGGUCACGGCAGGACAGGCCGUGGUGCGGCUGCCGUGCGCGCACUGGUACCACGCCGGCUGCAUCGCCCCCUGGCUGCGGAUCAGGAACAACUGCCCGACGUGCCGGGCCGAGCUGCCUCGGGAGGCCGGGGCGGAGAGGCCGCGGCCGCCGGUGCAGCAUGCCGCACGGCUGGCGGAGGCGGCGAUGGAGACGGCCGGCGGCGGCGGGAGGCAUCCUACACGAUGCUGGCCGGCACGUUACCCAGCUAAUAAUUAAACUAGCUACGAUCCGGUGGACGUGACAGCCUGACAGGCAACGCGUGCGUGACAGUAGUACUAAGAUAUUUGAAUUUUUUUUUAUAUUAACUACGUCUCUGCCUGCAUCGUUGCUACAUAAAAGUUACAUUUUCAAUAACAAUCUAAGUGCACCGACGUGCAAGCCAUCACAUUGACAUUCUCAAUAACAAUCCAAGUGCACCGGCGUGCAAGCCAUCACAUUGACCGGAUCUUCAUUCUGAUUAAACUUGGUUGCAAAACAAGUGAUGCUAGGAGCGUAGCUGCACACCAUAUAGCAUCAGGCAGAGAAACCGGAGAGACUCCGGUGAAUUGUCGUUGUUCUCCUUCACAUACGUUUCUUUCGCAAUAAAAUGCACAUGAUGGAGCACCA
Molecule: messenger RNA, 995 nt
Organism: Panicum hallii
Lineage: Eukaryota; Viridiplantae; Streptophyta; Magnoliopsida; Poales; Poaceae
Product: E3 ubiquitin-protein ligase RNF181-like
Exons: 1
Coding region: 144-605 (153 amino acids)
Source: RefSeq, a predicted model, not a curated record